AAAUUUAGGACCUGCUGGACAAGUGAUGAAAAUAUCCUCAAAGUUGGCCUUGACUAUAUCAGAGGCCACUUGGACUGUCGGGCCGAGUAUCACAUCACUGAAGGCUCCCAAUCAUCUGAGGAAGAGGACUUCUUCUCCUCCUUGAAGAAGACCGGCCCUCUUGAAACGGCCCAGCAGUUGGAUACGUACCUGGGGUGCCCAGGAGACACAGUAGAGAUGGAGGAUAUCAGCCACCACAUUCAUGACAAGAUAGCAUCCCUCAAGUGCAUCCUGGAUCUGUCAGUCGUUGAAUUGCCUAAAAAUAAGAUUAAGAGACUUGGACAAGAAAUGUUUGCACUGGAGAGACUUCUGGAGGAGUUUGAAAAGUGUGUUGACCAACAGGAAGAGCAGCUGAAACAUAUGAAGGAUCUUGAGAAAUUAUUCCAGAAAGAUCAGAAGGAUGUCCAGCACAUGAAGGACAACAUACCUGCACACAUGCCCAGGAAGAAAGCCCCAGCAAAUGGGAACGAGCCUGCAGUGAACCAGAAGGAAGCAGCAGAUGUUCAGCCUGCCCAGCAAGAACAUGGCAAAAAGAGCAGCAAGGGCUACAUCAGGGAGAUGGCGGUUAUCAUCAUGUCCGAGUUCGAAAGCAUCCCUCAGUACAUGAAAGGACGUGUAUCAUAUGAUCAACUUAAUGCUGCAGUGCACAACAUUAACACAGCUGUGACAGCCAAGUACAAGAUCCUUCAGCAGUCGGUGAAAAUUCUCAACAGUCAUUCACGCAAGCUUCACCAGCGGUUUAAGGAACAGGAGACCAAAGAGACAAAAGGUCAGUAUUUUGUGGUGGAUGAUGACAUCCGGGAAUUUACUCAGAUGAAGGUGGACAAACGAUUUCAAGGGAUUUUGAACAUGCUACGACACUGCCAGCGCCUGAGGGAGCUGCGAGGGGGAGGCCUCACCCGCUAUAUGUUGUUAUGAACCAACAAGACAUAAGAUUAUACUCAUUUCAUUAUGUUUAUACACAGUUUGUAAAUGUACAUAUAUUUGGUAGUCACAGUAGUAUGAGUAUUCAGUAGUAUUUUCUAAUUUAAAAGACUGCUUUGUGCAUUACAGUACAUAAGAGACGUUUUUGAUUUGCCAGGUAAAUUCUACUGACCAGUGGUGUGUUUAGGUUAGCGGAGUUGGAUCUAUCUGGGGAUAUGCCUCAUUGGCUACCUGUAUGUGCGCAUUUGCAUGUUUACUGGUAUCUGUGCACAUGGAGAUUUUUGUAUGUUGUAGUUGAAAAAAUUAUAAAUGCAGUUGCUUUUUCUGAGUUAUUACAUUAUUGAAAGUGUAGAGAAAAGGUUUCUUUAACAAAUAAAAAGAAGGAACUUACAGUGCCUU
Monopterus albus (swamp eel) is the source of this 1362-nucleotide messenger RNA. It is a transcript of the gene ska1, whose product is annotated as spindle and kinetochore associated complex subunit 1. Gene Ontology annotation, cellular component: spindle microtubule; outer kinetochore; mitotic spindle. The coding region runs from base 217 to 957 and encodes 246 amino acids. Gene Ontology annotation, biological process: cell division; regulation of microtubule polymerization or depolymerization; chromosome segregation. Gene Ontology annotation, molecular function: microtubule binding. NCBI's taxonomy places the organism in Eukaryota, Metazoa, Chordata, Actinopteri, Synbranchiformes, Synbranchidae. The record is from RefSeq and is a predicted model, not a curated record. The transcript is spliced from 8 exons.